Sorex araneus (European shrew) is the source of this 1972-nucleotide messenger RNA. RefSeq names its product claudin 20 (gene CLDN20). The transcript has 3 exons. Bases 531 to 1178 code for a protein of 215 amino acids. Lineage: Eukaryota; Metazoa; Chordata; Mammalia; Eulipotyphla; Soricidae. Gene Ontology annotation, cellular component: bicellular tight junction; plasma membrane. Gene Ontology annotation, molecular function: structural molecule activity. Gene Ontology annotation, biological process: bicellular tight junction assembly; cell adhesion. The record is from RefSeq and is a predicted model, not a curated record.
ACAGCGCCCGCCCUUCCCCGCCUCUGCGGCUCUAGCUCUCCCACAGCUCGAAAAAUGGGACGGAGAACCCGGUACUUAACUGCUCGCACACUCAGCACCUCGCACGGCGUGGACCCCGCUGGGCUGCCCCCGACAGUCCUCCCUCUGCUUGGGGCUUUCCCGCCAAAACUCAGAAGCUGGGGUAGGACUCGUGUGCAAGUGCUCUCUCUCUCCCCCCCAUCCCUGAAUGGGAGUCACCUGAAGACCCUCUGUCAGGGCUACUGCGGUCCCAGGUGUGUGGAAGACCAGAAGUGUCUGUCAUCUCUGUGCCUGGAGACCUCAGGACGUUCAAGGCUUCACUAGCUCCAGCUAGGCGCCUGGGAACUGCUCAGAGUAACCGGUUCUGCAGCCGCCGCCGCCGUCUGGGUCAGGGAAGGAUGCCGGCGCGAGCUCCCUGGACCUGACCCAGGCCUGCCGAGGAUCGCGGCCCGGCCCGGGGGGCGAGAGGGUGCCGCCCAGGCCGCCGACCCCAGGAUCCCGCCGCGGGGACCAUGGCCUCCGUGCGCCUGCAGCUGCUGGCGUUCGCCCUGGCCGUGUCGGGGGCCUGCGGGGUGCUGGCGGCCACGCUGCUGCCCAGCUGGCAGGUGAGUGUGGCGGCGGGCGCCAGCAUCCUGUCGGCCGUGGAGCAGCUGCAGGGGCUGUGGAUGGACUGCACCUGGUACAGCACGGGCAUGUUCAGCUGCGCGCUGCGCGUCUCCACGCUGGCCCUCCCCCUGCACGUGCAGGCGGCGCGGGCCGCCAUGGUGCUGGCCUGUGUCCUGGCCGCCCUGGGCAUCUGCGCGGCGCCCGUGGGCAUGCGCUGCACCCGCCUGGGCGGCGACCGCGAGGACACCAAGCGCCACGCCGCGCUGGCCGCGGGCGCCUGCUUCCUGGGGGCCGGGCUGGCGGGCGCGGUGCCCCCGGUGUGGUACACCCGGGAGAUGGUGGCCACCUUCCUGGACCUCACGGUGCCCGAGGGCAACAAGCCGGAGCCCGGGGCGGCCGUCUACGCCGGCUUCGUCUCGGCCCUGCUGCUGCUCGUCGCCGGCUGGGUCUUCUGCGGCUCCGGGGCCAGGAAGCGGCCGGAGGGGAGGCGUCAGCUGCCCAAGCAGCCGCUGGCGCCCGACAAGGCCACCUACCACCUCGAGGACUACGUGUGAGCACCGAGGCCCCGCUGGCCUUCCGCUCACUGCCAGUGAAGGAGACAAGACUACCAAAGCAGGGGCUGGAGCUCUAGCACAGCCGGGAGGGCGCCGGCCUCGCGUGGGGCUGACCGGGUUCCAGCCUGGCAUCCCAUAGGGUCCCCUGAGCCCCGCCAGGGCGGAUUCGGGAGCUGCAGAGCCAGGAGGGAAGCCCUGAGCAUCACCGCGGGUGGCCGCCUCCCUCCCCUCCACCCCCCACUCCAAAAAAGAAAAACUUUCUCUACAAAGAACAAAAGGAACUCUGACGGCGGUGAGGUCUCAGGCGCCUCCAAGCUAUUACGCAUCAUCUGCAUCUGUCCUGAGACUGUUUUUGCGUUUCUCGUUUUCAUGCUGUCACGAAAGGUUUGUCGCUGAGAAAGGUUCCUCUGGCACACAGGACGGCCACUGAGUGUUCUUCCUUUCUUUCUUUUUUCUUUUUUUUUUUUUUUGCUUUUUGGGUCACACCCAGCAAUGCACAGGAUUACUCCUGGCUCUGCACUCAGGAAUUACCCCUGGCCGUGCUCAGGGGACCAUAUGGGAUGCUGGGAAUCGAACUUGGGUUGGCCGCAUGCAAGGCAAAUGCCCUACCCGCUGUGCUAUCGCUCCAGCGCCGUGUUCUUCUUUUCCAAGACGACCUGCAGCUCCGGCUCCCGAAUGACACUUCACCCAGAUCCCGCAGACAAUCGGAGUGGCCACAUCUGGGAAAUGCCUGUCCUGCUGCCACCCUCAAGCCCCGCCUUUCAGCAGGGACAGUGAGCUGCCCGCCCACCCCU